This is a messenger RNA of Chara braunii, 719 nucleotides long. The record is from the annotation of a GenBank genome assembly. Lineage: Eukaryota; Viridiplantae; Streptophyta; Charophyceae; Charales; Characeae.
GCGGGGGCAGAGGGGGAGGGGGCAGAGGAGGAGGAGGUUGAAAAGGACAAUGAGAGGAGAGGGGGUGGAAAUUUACGAUCAAGAUAACGAUGAUGAUGAUCAGGCAUAAGAGAGGAGGGGAAAGCGGAGAAGAGGAKGAUGGAGGCAGGAAUAGGCCGGAGCAAGGAGUAGCGGGAGGAGGAGCAGCGGGAGUGGCCAGGACGAUGAGGAGGAGACGGAGGCGAAGAGAAGAGCGGGAAUGGCAAGAGGAGCGGGAGAGGGAGGAAGAGGACGAUGAGGAGGACGAGGUGAGGAAGCGGAUAAAUCGGAGGAAGUGGAGGAUGAGGAGGAGGAGGAUGGAGGGAAGAGAAGAUAGCAGCAAGCAGCAGAGGAGGAGCGGGACGAGGAGGAAUAAAGCGGGGGAACUGGAGGAGGAGGAGGAGGAUGGAGGGAAGAGAAGACAGCAUUCCUCUCCGUCUUCUUCUUCUUCCCACGAGGGGCAUCCGACAUACGAGAGUCCGAAGAAGGAGCAGGAACGAAAGAGAGAAGAAACGAAGAAGAAGAUCAAACACGAAGGAGAGGGAGGAGGAGGAGGAGGAGGAGGAGGAAGGAAAGAGAGAAGAAACGUAGAAGAAGAUGAAGAAGAAGAAGAAGAAGAAUAGUGACAGGCAGUGGCGAUAUCUGCCUCCGGUACACGAUUCUGAAUGACAGUCAGUACAUUUACGGCAUGUACCGCUCUC